Messenger RNA from Pseudogymnoascus verrucosus, 336 nucleotides. RefSeq lists its product as uncharacterized. The transcript is spliced from 3 exons. The record is from RefSeq and is a predicted model, not a curated record. Lineage: Eukaryota; Fungi; Ascomycota; Leotiomycetes; Thelebolales; Thelebolaceae. Bases 1 to 336 code for a protein of 111 amino acids.
AUGCACUUCUCCGCGCUCGCAGCCCUCGUCAGCACCCUGUCCGCCCUAGCAUCAGCUACCCCAACACCAGAUCUAUCAGACGCCGAACUGGAGAAGCCUGCAGUUGCCCCCCUCGCUGAUCUCUACGGCCCAUGGAAUGAUUCCAUAUCCUCAGUCAAGAUCCUCAGUCCCGCGCUAGGAAUCUGCGGAUUCCACAAAGCUACAAAUGCAAGGGACCGCGAUUGUAGGGGCCCCUAUUUCACGAUUGAUUAUCUCACCCCCGUCGACGAUGUUCAGCGGUACGCCGGGUUCAAUGAGCAGAUUGGCUCGUUCCUAUGUACGGGGAUCGUGGAGUGA